GCGCGCUUCGCGUGCAUGGGGCGCCGCCAUGAGCUGCUGAGCACGCCAUGCGGUGAGCACGCCAUGGACCUCCUGAGCGUGUACCCGGGCGUGCGGCCCGUCGCCAGCGGCAGCAGCCUCGCCGCCCUCGCCCCCAACGAGGAUGCCGUCGGACAGAGCGCGGCCCCGGGAUGCUCCAUGGGCAGCCCGUCCAGGAGCCCGCAGGACCACCCCGGCUGCCAGUACGCGCUCGCCGGCCAGGACGACCGCAGCGACGGCGAGAUGACGGACAAUGUGGCGCCGGUGGAGCACCACCGCGGGUCCUGGGCCAGCCCCGUGGAGUUCAUCAUGUCCUGCCUCAACUACGCCAUCGGCCUGGGCAACGUGUGGCGCUUCCCCUACCUCGUCUACCGUAACGGCGGAGGAGCGUUCCUAGGCCCGUACAUCAUCAUGCUGUUCCUCAUCGGCCUGCCCAUCUUCUUCCUGGAGCUCGCCAUCGGCCAGUACGCGGGGCUGGGGCCCAUCGAGGCGUUCCAGCGCAUCUCCCCCUUCUUCCACGGCCUGGGCUACUGCACGCUGGUCGUCAUCACGCUCAUCACCGUGUACUACCAGGUGAUCGUGGCAUGGGCGCUGUUCUACAUCUUCAACUCGUUCAGCUACGAGCUGGGCUGGGGCUCCUGCAAGCACGACUUCAACUCUCCGCGCUGCUUCAGCUACAGCGCCAACGACGAGUGCAUGGCGCAGUCCAACGGCACGGACCCCGCGUCGCUCAUGACGUACUACAACCGGACGUGCGUCAAGAUCGCCGACGUGUGCAGCACCAGGGGCAUGGUGGCCCUCAACGCCACGCACUGCGGCAACGCCCAGGCCCAGGAGUCGCUCAAGACCAUCCUGAAGCGCGUGCUCGCCUCCGAGGAGUUCUACAACGACUACGUGCUGGGACGCAACAACGCCACCUGGGAGAACUGGGGCGAGUUCCACUGGACGCUGUGCCUGUUCCUGUUCCUCUCGUGGGUCGUCCUGUACGCGUGCCUGGCGCGCGGCGUGCAGAGCUCCGGCAAGGCGGCCUCCGACGGUGUCCACCACGGCAGCGUCUUCGUCGCUCUCUCUCUCGCCCCCAUACUCUGCAGGGGCGCGUCGCUGGAGGGCGCCUGGGAGGGCGUCACGUACUACAUCACGCCGCGCUGGGAGACGCUGCUGGACGCCAACGUGUGGGGCGACGCCGCCUCGCAGGUCUUCUACUCGUUCGGCAUCGGCUGCGGCUCCCUCAUCACCCUCUCCUCCUACAGCAAGUUCUCCAACAACUGCCACACCGACGCCCUAAUCGUGUCCGUCGCCAACCUGGGCACGGCGGUGUUCGCGGGCUUCGCCGUCUUCACCGUCAUGGGCUUCCUGGCCAACCAGCAGGGCGUGGCCGUGACGGACGUGGUGGACUCGGGGCCGGGGCUGGCCUUCGUCGUGUACCCCGAGGCCAUCCUCCGCAUGCCCGCCCCGCAGGUCUGGGCCGUGCUCUUCUUCUUCAUGCUCUUCAUCCUGGGCCUCGGCAGUCAGUUCGCCGGCGUGCAGGCCAUCACCACGGCGCUCAUCGACAAGUGGCCCAACCUGCGCAAGAAGCAGUGGCUGGUCACCAUGCUGUCCUGCCUCGGCAUCUUCAUCAUGGAGAUCCCCAUGUGCUACUCGGGCGGCGUCUACAUGUUCACGCUGCUGGACUGGAACACGGCCUCGUGGGCCAUCCUGCUCAUCGGCUUCGCCGAGAUCAUCGUCGUGUCCUGGGUGUACGGUUGCGAGAGGUUUUUGGAAAAUCUUUCCGAGAUGGGCAUCAAGUUCUACCGUCCGAUCCGAGCGUACUGGCGUUUCGUCUGGGUGUUUGCUUCUCCUAUCAUUUCUCUGGCCGUCUUCCUGUUCGUCAUGAGCCAGUACGUGCCGGCGGCGUACGGCUCGUACAAGUUCCCGCCAUGGGCCGACGUCAUAGGCUGGCUCAUCUCCAUCUCCACGCUGCUGCCCUUCCCCGCCUUCGCGGUGUACCGGAUCAUCUACGGCAAGGAGGUCGGCAAGGACCUGUACCGCGCCAGCCCCAUGUGGUGCCCCCGCGAGGACGGCACCAAGGUGGUGGACGAGGAGCGCUCCUCCAGCGACUUCCGGGAGGGCGUGGGGGCCGUCAAGCUGGACUGCCUCAACGGCAACGGCCACAUCAUCUCGCACUUCGUGUACGACAACGUGGCCUUCGCCCGCGACUCCGUCCGGACCUAGACGACCUUGACCUUGGCCGUGACCUUGGCCUUGGCCUCGGUGGCAGAGGGCGGAGAGGGCCGCCCGAGCACAACACCGCCAUCCCCUCCCCGCGAUCCCGUCCACCACCAUCACCGCCCCGGAUCGGAUACCUUCUUCUCUUAUCGCAUGCUGUAGCCUCGAGAUCGAGUGGACUCUUCUUACGAGCAAAAUCUAAAUCUCCCCUCCAGACUUGGGACAAGGGAAUCAGGGCGAGGAGUGCGGUUGUGCGGGAGACGGGCGAGACGGAGACGUGCUCCCAACUCCGGUUAGCCAUAGGGCCAGUGGUGCAUUCAAAGAGUGUCCAAAUGUGACUCCCAGCUGCAUUUGGCUGUAGCGAAAUGACCCUUUGUUUUGCUACUCACUCAGUUUUGUGAUAUUAAGUUUUUCUUUUUCCCCCUUACAUGAAUCAAAGUCUGAAGCUUCAGCACAGAAUUAUUCCAACUGCUCAAGCAGGUCUUGAGCAAAGUCACCAAAUAAAAAGUAAAUUAUUAGUCUUUGUUAAAUUAAAUUACAAGAUUCUUUUAUUGUUAUUUUCAUUACUUGAAAAAUAUCAAUAUGGUGCUUAAAGUCAUUAUUUUUCUUCGUUAUUUUGAUCCAGCGCUUUAAGCGCAGACUUAUCCCAUGAGAGAGUAUGAAACUGGUAAGUUAUUUGUGAUAUAAAUCGUGUUACAAUUAAGUUGCGAAAGCAAUGAAAGUUUAGAAUAACUUUAGGUGAAAUAAUUAGGCUCAUUGAUUAAAUUUUAAUGGACUCUAUCCAAGCCUAUAAGAGUCGUUAAGCCUCAGAUCUUUACUGAAUUGCUCAAACAGAUUAUUUUUUAAAACCCACCGUAGAGUGUUGAGAUUUCAUGUCCGCAUUACCUGGUAAUUUACAAUUGCUUGCUCACGGACUUCUUACAAUGCACUAAGUGGAAGUGGUGAGCAGCAAACCAAUCAUAAGAACAUGGUUUAGUUAAAAAUGGAACACCAAAUUUCUGUUUAAAUUCUUUUAUUCCAUCCUGUUCUGCAAUAGUACAACACUAUCUAUAAUAAUGACACAUCUGAUGUAUCAAUUCUGAAAGAUCUAACAAUGAUACCAUAAAGGCUUUCAAAUAAAAUUUCUCUGAGAUCUAAUGGUUUUAGCAAGGCAAUAAAAUUUGAUGUACUUUAAUGGUUGGUUUAUGUACAUUCAGAACAAAGUAAAUAACUCACCAAUGUCAGAGUUUUUGUGUAAGAGUACUUGUGAAGGUGUAAGUUAGUUCUGAGCUCACGGGUAGAAGUUAAAGAAGCAAUGUCAUUAUUUGUACAGACAGAAGUAAAUGCCCCAGGAUGCUUACUCUUACUCAUGCCAAAUAAUAAUACUGUAAGUAAUGUAUUUGUAAAAUAGGCUGGAUAGUUAUUAGAAUAUGUUUAUAUUUUGUGUCAAAGUAAUUCCAGUUAGUAGAGAAGAACAAUGACAAUUCUUACAACAGGAUGCCAUGGACAUGAAAGUCAUAUAUGGAGUUUCUGAGGCACAAUAAAGACUACAUUCCUUUUGUGCGAUCAAUCAGAAGCAUUUUUAAUGGAGUCCUUGAAAGGACAGAGAUAUUUGUUGCAUUUAUGUCAGCAACACAACUAACGACCAGGGGAGUCCUGUUUCUUCAAGAGAAGAUAGUCAUGCAACUUCUAAUCAAUUUCAAGGCUUCUCAAUUCGAUUUGAAUCUAAGUUGUGAAGAAUUAUCAUUGUCCUAAGUUGUGAAAGGAAGGUGACUUUCACAAGAUGGAAACCGGCAUGCAGGGUUUAAAGGGAAAGGUGAAAGGAUAUUUGCACUUUGGUUUAAAAUGUUCCUAGAUUCGAUUUGUUUUUGGUUUCACCCUGAGUUUCUUUGAGACCGUAAAGAAGUGGUGGGUGGCACAUAAGGCAAUCGAAAUGUGUAAGUAACCAGUAUUGAACAAGAGAUUUAAAAACAGGUUUUCAGGAACAGUGCCUUAGAGAUUAAUGCCACCAAAAUUCCAUUUGAAACCAAAAAUCCUUUUUUUGUAUGCAAGGAAAUCAUUCACCUACUAUUUACUGUGAUAACAUUUUAAGUGAAUUUGUAAUGUCUCAUGGAGUUAACGCCUCUCAGCAAUCACUUCAGAAACCAAUUAUCAUUAUUUCAUUAUCUUUCUUUCUGUUUUUUUUUUUUUUUUGCAUGCCCAAUUUUUAAAAAUAGAUACAAAAUGUGGCCUUGUUGGUUGUUUACUUGCACAAGUGAAGGAGUCAUCUCUGAAAUAAUUCACUAUGGGUUUGAGAAGGGAACUCUGAGAAAUGAUGAGAAUGGCCCUUUAUUAUGUACUUUAAAUAACUAAUACAUUAUUCAUAAGUUCCGUUUGAAAAAAUUAGUUGUGCAAAGGCACAAAGUUUUACAGUCUGCGAAACACCAAAUCCAAUUUCAUGAAUAAAUGUACAUAUACAAACAAAGAAACUAGAGCUAACGUGUAGCUGUGUGCUUUCUGUGUUACAUGUUAGCCUGUGACUUGUAGAGUUCUGAAAUAGGACUCUAGUGACUUGUCGGAAUAGAGUUGAUGUGAGCCAGUAGGAUGGGGUAGAACGCGAUUGAUAAAAUAUUCAAAGAUGUUUUGUACGAAUUCCAUCAGCGUUGUAGUGAUAAUGUAGAGACAUACUGACAUAUUAUAAGUGCAAGACAUUCCCCUUACAGUCCCUUCCUGUUGCCACUUUCAAUUCAGAAGGUUUCUUAUGUCGGGUGAGUAAAAUUGUAAGUUUUAUCCAAACUUGACCAGAAAAAGGAUGAUACAUCAUAUUGCAGAUAUCCCACUUGUCAAACUCUUAAAAGCAAGAAAAUGAAUUUAUAGAUACAUAAUUAUAUAUUUUACUUAAGAAAUUGCAUUUGAAUACAACUGCAUUUGAAUACAUCUAUUUCUAUAGUACAGGCAGGAAAAGCUGGUUAUUUUGUGGAUAAAGUUGCCCAAACCUUAUUUUGGAAGAAAAAAGAAAUGACAACUAGGUAAAAUUUACCAUGAGGCAGCAUGUGCGCAUGAGCAAUAUUUUUAAAAUAUGGAAAAAAAAUAUUAUGUAACUUAUUACGGCUCAAAGACCACAUUUAGAUGACUAACAGAUAGUUGCCCCAUGGUAGACUCCUCAUCAUGUCACUUACAAAGAUAUGUAUGGUCACUUGAAUGUAUGGUCACUAUGGUCAUGUUAAAAUACAUCACAAGAAAAGGACAGUGAAUGGAAGCUAGUAUUUUUAAGUGAUGUGCAUCUAAGUUGAAAUGUGUGCCUUUUUGUUGAUUUUUUUUGUUGACUUUGCAUUUCCAUGUGACUAACAAUGUUUGAUGAUUGUCAUAUGGUGUGUUUGCGUUUGUGAAAAUUCACUUCAUGUGAUGUGUUUGUAGGAUAGAUAAUUUGAUAAAAUUUUGUCUCAUUCAAAGAGCUCAAACAAAAAUUUCAGCAUCAUCGUUUUGUAAGUUGUUUUUAUAGCUCUGCUGGUUUUUUUCUUUGUAUGUUUCAGUUUUGUAUUACCUAGAUCUCAAGUGACAAAAUACAUCUCAAUGAAGUUA
This is a messenger RNA of Thrips palmi, 5763 nucleotides long. Its product is annotated as sodium- and chloride-dependent GABA transporter 2-like. The record is from RefSeq and is a predicted model, not a curated record. The transcript is spliced from 14 exons. Gene Ontology annotation, cellular component: membrane. Gene Ontology annotation, biological process: sodium ion transmembrane transport. The coding region runs from base 16 to 2229 and encodes 737 amino acids. NCBI's taxonomy places the organism in Eukaryota, Metazoa, Arthropoda, Insecta, Thysanoptera, Thripidae. Gene Ontology annotation, molecular function: glycine transmembrane transporter activity.